UAACCUACGUCCUACUGAGUCACAAGCUGCUGAAGUCACUUCACAGAUGCUUAUUUUGACACUCAAAGUGAAUCUCUGUGUGCAAUUCUGAAAACCGCGUGCGAAGUGUCAAGUUAGAGGCAAUGACUUCCGGAAGUCAUUCAGCAUGGAAAACACACCUCAGUCCGGACUUCACAUCUGAGAAACGUCCUUAAACUAAACUGGGAUUAUGAACUCGUCAACAAACAGUUUGGAUGAUGUUUCCGCCGACGGCAGCGCUGAGUUCCCAGACAGAGCGUCCAUGAUGGAGGUGCGUCUGCAGGCGCAGGAAGACGAGAUCACACUGCUGAAGUCCUCAUUGGCCGACGCCUUACGCAGGAUCCGCCUCCACGACCAACUCCUGCCUUUACUGAAACAGCAGCUCAUUGCAGUAAACCCUGGAGCUGCACGUGUCCUCAAUCAAGUGUGCUGCCCAGAUGGAUGCACCAGCAGCAGAAAGUUGUCCUCCAGCUCAGCUAUCGAUGGGAUCCAUCAUUCUACUACUUCCAGCCAACUGUCAGACAGCAUUGUGACCAAUACCAAUGGCCACAUAGGAAGCCCGGUGUCCACAAAGCCCAGACCAGUAUCAGUGGACAGGUCAACACAGACAGAUCCCACUCUCCAAGGAGGGGACGCUGGUCAGGACAAGGUUCCUCUCCACAGUCGUGUCCAGAGCCUGAACCUGGAGGACGCACUCCCCCCGGGGCAUCCUGUCGAAGCGACGCGCGCCAAGCUCCACCGCGUCCCUGGUAUGGAAGAAGAGGACGAGGAGGAAGAUGACGAAGUGGGAGGCGAGCAGGAGAAGGAGCUGAGUUGGACGUCAUCAGUGGAGGAGCCCAUCCAGCCCACCACGAUCAGAGGCCUCCAGAGAGAGGAGUCCCACGACGGAAGCUGCUCUCCGGAGGAGGUGGUGGGCUCUUCCUCAGCCUCACUCAGAGCUUCAGACCAGAACCUGAACUCCCGCUGUGGACCACUGUCCCCCAUCCAGGAAGGACUAAAGACGCCUCUGGUUCGCAGGAACAGCGAGAAACUGGGGAACCCGGAGAGGCAGAGGAAGCGCCUGGAUAAGAAGGCGGCGUCCUCGGCCAACCUCCUCACCCGCUCCCCGAGCCUGGAGAACCGAGCGAAGGAGCUGAUCGCCAACGCAGGAUCCCCGGGGUCCAGAAGAGGAACCUACAGCCAAGGACAGUCGAUCAAAAUGUUCAUCCGCGGUCGACCCAUCACCAUGUACGUCCCCUCUAACAUCCAGAACUAUGAAGACCUGAAGAUGGAGCCGCCCACAGAGAGACUCGAGCUGGACUGGGUUUAUGGUUACCGGGGCCGGGACUGCCGCGCCAACAUGUACUUCCUUCCCACGGGCGAGGCCAUCUACUUCAUCGCCUGCGUCAUCGUGCUGUACCACAUCAACAACAGAACGCAGCGGCACUAUCGCAAACACACGGACUGCGUGCGCUGUCUAACCCUCCAUCCCGACAAAGUGCGAGUAGCAUCUGGACAGACAGCAGGGGUGGACAAAGAUGGCAAGCCUCUGCAGCCCUGUGUUCAUAUCUGGGACUCCACCUCUCUGGUCACGCUGCAGCAGAUCGGCCUGGGAUGCUUCCAGAGGGGAGUGGGAUCGGUUGCAUUUUCCUUUGCUGACUCCGGAGUGUUCCUGUGUGUCAUCGACGACUCGAACGAGCACAUGUUGUCAGUGUGGGACUGCAACAAGGGCGUCAAGCACGCGGAAGUGAAGAGCACCAACGAGGCUGUGUUUGCAGUAGAGUUUAAUCCAGGCGACAGCUCCAACAUCAUCACCUGUGGGAAAUCCCACGUUUACUUCUGGACGCUCAGCGCGGGAAUGUUCACCAAGAAACAAGGCAUCUUUGGAAAAUACAAGAAGCCCAAGUUCAUCCAGUGCUUCGUGUUCAGUCUGACUGGAGAUGUUCUGACCGGAGACUCUGAGGGCAACAUCCUGACGUGGGGGAAAUCAGCUGCAGAUAUCAAGACUCUGGGCAAAGGAGCCAAAGAAACCUUCCAGAUAAUGCGUCAAACCAGAGCCCACGAAGGCAGCGUGUUCACCCUCUGUACCCUGCAGGGCGGCGGUCUGCUCAGCGGGGGAGGGAAAGACCGCAAGAUCAUCCGCUGGAGCGCCGACCUGGCACCUGAGAGAGAGUGUGAGAUUCCAGAAAAGUUUGGGGCAGUCCGUACCAUCGCUGACGUGGAUGGGGAGGAAUUCUUGGUUGGUACCACGCGCAAUGCGAUCCUCAGAGGAACCUUCUCUGGAGCAUUUGUGGCCAUCGUGCAGGGUCAUGUGGACGAGAUGUGGGGACUGGCCACUCACCCCUCCCACAACAUCUUCAUCACCUGUGGCCACGACCGACAGGUGUGUUUGUGGAACACAGAGGAGCAUAAGCUGGACUGGUGCAUCAGCCUGGAGGAGUACGGACUCUGCGCUGAUUUCUGCCCGAACGGAUCAGUGGUUUCAGUCGGACUCAGCACGGGAAAGUGGAUGGUCCUGGACCUGCUGACCAGGGACGUGGUCUCUGAAUCCACUGAUGGGAACGAGCAGCUGUCCGUCAUGAGAUACUCACCGGAUGGCAGCUUUUUAGCCGUCGGAUCUCACGACAACUUCAUCUACAUCUACAACGUGACGGACAGUGGGCGGCGCUACACACGAUUUGGGAAGUGUAACGGUCACUCCAGCUUCAUUACUCACUUGGACUGGUCCAUGGACGGGAAGUACAUUAUGUCUAACUCUGGGGACUACGAGAUCCUUUACUGGGACAUCGCAGGAGGCUGUAAACUGCUGAGGAACCGCUUCGAGAGCAAAGACAGAGAGUGGGCCUCGUACACGUGUGUGCUGGGCUUCCACGUCAUGGGCGUGUGGCUGGAGGGCUCCGACGGCACGGACAUCAACGCACUGUGUCGCUCUCACAGUGAGAGGAUGGUGGCGGUGGCCGACGACUUCUGUAAAGUCCACCUCUUCCAGUACCCGUGCCCUAAGCCCAAGGCGCCGAGCCACAAGUACGACGGCCACGGCAGCCACGUCACCAACGUCUGCUUCACCCACUGCGACUCCCACCUGCUCUCCAUGGGCGGGAAGGACAUGUGCAUCCUGCAGUGGAAGGUGGUCGGAGGCGGAGCGUCGAACGGCAGGGAGCGCCUGACCUCGGCGUCGUCCACCUCCACCAGCUCCCCGGAACCCACCGUCGGCUAGGAAGGACGCGGCAGAGAGGGACGCCGUUUACACUCGGAGACGUGUUUGUCGUCGUCGUCAGUGCAGAGCAGCCGCAGCCGCUGAGGCUCAGCUCUGCCUCUACGCUGCCCCCUGCUGGGUCCGUUUCAUUUAGAGAGGGGGUCUCCUCCAGGAGGAGGUCACCCGUCAUUACAUUACAUUACACUUACACUUACCUCCAUAUUCAUGUAAGCGCUUGUGAAACUGGACAGUGCGUCGUCGCUCAGGUGAAGACGGAGGAGCAGUAGACGUGGUCACGUGUGUGUUUGCAGGUACAAAACAUGACUUGACUUUGGGACAUUUCUGCGUGUUUUCCGUCAGUCUCGCAUCAGCGGACAUUUUAGGACAGUGACGACAGUUUGUGGCAAACAUCGACGUCUCCUUUUAAAGCUGCAGUAGGCAGGUUGUCAAGAAGAAUAGCUGAUUGUCGAGUUUUAGCUCCAUUUUGUGAAAAUGUUGUCAUUUCAGGAUCGCCGCUCUCCAACUCCUCCUCCCCCUCCCCCCCAAGCUCCCCUUUUCAAUGGAGCACGGUCGGACACACUUGUUUCAUACGUGUCACAUGACCAGAAACAAUAUCUGUCUCUGAAGAUUUUUUUUUGCUGCGUGACAGUUUAGAUGAUUGUAUUUGUUGGUGCUUGUACGCGAAUCUCAUGAAAAUAAUUCAGAAGAAUAGAAAAAUGUUAACAUUACAUUCAACUUUUUUCUGUUUUUAUGUUAAAAUGUCCGUUGUAUGUCCGAAGAAAGACGCCGCCGCUGCCGUAUGAUUUCUAGCAACAGUUAGCGCAGUUAAUACGUUGUCUCCUUCUACUUCCGGGUCAAAGACCUGGAAGUCCUACUACAGUCCGACUAAGCGUUUACAUGCAGGCGUAAUCGGACUAUAAAUUGCAUUAUACAGGUAUGUUAGUCUGACUAGCAAGGGUUUAGUCGGACUAAUGUGUUUACAUGACAUUAAGAAAAACAAAACAAAUUAUUGUCUUAGUCCGACUAAAAUUGGAGAUUUUGUUUGCAUUUUUUGAUAUGUGCAUAAAACAAGUUUGAAACGAAUGCCCUGCUGCUUAUCUCAGUGAACGAAGUCCCAUAAUACAACACACAUACAUACACAUUUACUUUUGACCCAGUUUUUUUUAAAAUGUGGGUAAAAAAAAUUUUAAAAAACAUUUUUAAACACCGAAAAUAUCAUGAAAUGGCCCCAAAAUUCAGAAAUGUAUAAUUAUGUUAACAUUACAUUCAACUUUUUUUUGAUCCCACUGAAGGGACCUUGUACCGCCAAUAGGAGACACUCGUCUCUCAGAAGUGUCCUUUGAUUGGUCAAAAGCCUCCUGUGACUCCACAGAUUUAGUCGGAGGUUGUUUUGUCGCCGUAUUGUUGUUUUUAUCUCUCUCAAAACUCUUCAUUUACAUUUAUCUUAAAAGGUUAUGGUGAAAAUAUUGAUCAAUAAAGCAAAAAAAAAUCCUACCUACUGUACCUUUAAAUACAUUUGCUUAAUGUUUAUUUUACAUGAUUUAAGUAUUUUCAACUGUUUGGUUGAAAUCUCAGCUUUACAUUAGACAGACUGUGACAAACCUGUUAUAUCAUGAAAAUCAAUCAAUCAGUUUUAUAGAUAUUUAAAGAAAAUAACAUUGGGAAUACUGUGAUGUUGUAUCUGCCAAGCUCCCAAUAAAUUAACACGAGACUGUAAAGUGUAA
Solea solea (common sole) is the source of this 4917-nucleotide messenger RNA. RefSeq names its product EMAP like 3 (gene eml3). Bases 209 to 3214 code for a protein of 1001 amino acids. The transcript is spliced from 25 exons. NCBI's taxonomy places the organism in Eukaryota, Metazoa, Chordata, Actinopteri, Pleuronectiformes, Soleidae. Gene Ontology annotation, cellular component: mitotic spindle. Gene Ontology annotation, molecular function: microtubule binding. Gene Ontology annotation, biological process: microtubule cytoskeleton organization. The record is from RefSeq and is a predicted model, not a curated record.